Tarenaya hassleriana is the source of this 723-nucleotide messenger RNA. RefSeq lists its product as uncharacterized. Lineage: Eukaryota; Viridiplantae; Streptophyta; Magnoliopsida; Brassicales; Cleomaceae. The transcript has a single exon. The record is from RefSeq and is a predicted model, not a curated record. The coding region runs from base 183 to 695 and encodes 170 amino acids.
AAACUACAAUACAUUGCAUAAAAAGAAAUGGAAACUCCACAAAUAUUCCACUUCCUUGAGAGAAAAGGAAACAACGGAUCUAAACCCUAAGCCCUUAUAAAUACCGAUCUAAACCUUAGCUUCUGUCCUCACUUCAUCGAUUCAGAGCAGAAAAUCACUUUCACCAGUUCAGCACAGCAGUCAUGGACACUUAUUACAGUGCGGUGCCCUCUCUGAGCCAUCGUAUAGAGCAAAACUUGGAAGCCGACGAUUUCACCAUCGACGUCAGAGCUGAGGUUUUUCAACCCGGGUUUACGGGUUCGCCUCUUUCCUUGGAGCGUUCCUUCUCUCCCGACGAAUUCAUCUAUGAAGACGACGAAUCGCCCGGGAAAGAGGAGCUUUCCUACUUCUUGAUUGAUUCCGGGAUCGAAGGAUUCGAUGCUCAAUACAUGAUGAUUGACCUUAUUCUCUACGCCUGUGAGGUCGUGAAUUCAAUUCAUAAUGGGUUUAAAGGAGUUGUCUCGUUGACGUUGACGGUUCGGUUUCUUCCCGAGGAGGUUAACCGUGCCGGUUCAAGACCAAAUCCCGGUUUAGGCUGGAGAACCGGUGGUGAGGACUGGGAAAGAUUCUUCAUUCCAGUUGAGCUUAAACCGGUUGUCGGACCGGCGGUGAAGAGCCGAGACGGAGCUACGAAGAAAGACGGCGGGAGAUUUUAGGGUUUCUUGGGCGUGAAGCAACAGUCUC